UAUUUUGAAAGGACCAUGCUGCAUCUCGAGGACGAUAUAACGACGUGCCUUUUAUUUUGACGAAAUCCGAGCCAUUAUUGUAUGCCCUCUUUCGAGGGAGAAGAGUGAGAAACGUGAUCGUGCUGCGUAUACGGAAUAUACCGUGAAUGGGUUCACCCGGUCGUGUUUCCCGCGUGAAAAGAAUAUCCGCUGUUCCGGCGGAAGCCAACUUGGAAAGCGGCAUGGAGUCAGAUCCAGAUUUGAAAGCGUUUGAGAGAAGACUGACGGAGGUGAUAUCGUGUGCUAAGCCGACUGCGAUUAGAUGGCGAAUUGUUCUCGCCGUUGUGACAGCAUGCACUGCGAUAGGAGCAUGGCAAUGGAUCAAUGAUCCCGCCAUCUCGCGUGUAACAUUUUGGGAUUCACUGGUUUCCCAUCCGUUUUUCCUGGUGUCAUUUUUGAUCCUCGUGCUUCUGUUCCUGUUCGGUGUGCAUAGCCGAAUUCAAGCACAUAUCAUCAUCGCCGAAAGAACAAAGACGGUCUUGGAGGAUUUCAAUAUGUCCUGCGACAAUAACGGGAAACUUAUCCUUCGACCCACAACGGCGGCGACUUGACGAUUAAGAAAUCCGUUGUUUGUUUGAGUGUUCAGUUACUUAAAAACCCCGCUGUGGUUCAUUUUUUUCUUUCUUUCGAUUACCUCACUUUAGUCAUUGAUACGCGUCCGGGCGGAGUCGUCGAAAAAUCAUAUUGUGGCGGAUGUUUUUUUUUUUUCGUUUUGCGCAGAAGAUGAAGCGAAAUUUUGCGGUAUUGACUUUUUUCAUUUUUCAAGAUUGUUAAGAAGGGUGAACUCAGGUAUUCAUUUUUUUGGUGGUUGUAUUGUAACCCUUCGCGAAACGUUUUGGAUAGCUUUUUUUUUUAUUUGAUUCCUUUUAAAGUUUUGAUAAUUAUUUUUGUCCUGUGUUGAGCAUAGCCUUGAAAAGUACAUCUGACGUCUUCAUUGGGGAUAUGGUUUGGAACAGUCCGAAAAUUUCUCAUGCACAUGUUUUGGAAAAUCUGUGCGUGAUGAAUUAAAAAGAAGUUUAAGCGGUGAGUUCAGAGACACGUAACUUUUUUCGUAAGUUCAUUUUCGUGAGCCAUGUGAAUACUGUAUAUCUUUUUUUGGGAAAAGGAUUUGCUGAAUCCUUCGAUGAAGAUUUAUAUUUAACUAUUAUAAGAUGGUGCGUUAACUACAUUAAUUGGUAAAUUUAGAGUUUGUAAUGACGGUUUCAGCUUUCUUGUAGUUCAAAAAAAAAAAAAAACGGAAGUCUGCUGAGUAUGCAUGAAUGGUCUACUAACAACUUUUUAUUUGCGAGAAAGUUGAUUGAUAGAAUUUGGAUAAUUGAGAAAAUGUUCAUGCUUCAAAAUUGUUUCCUCUGAACUCACUGGUUAGUUCAACUGCAUGAUGUAUUUUCGGACGGGGAAAGGCGACGAUCUGCGUUUUCCAGUUCGGAGUAUACUCGUGGACAUUGGAGUAUCGUUUUUGUAACCUCGUGGGUCCUUUUCCAUACGCGUUUUCCAACAUUUUUUAGGACCAUGAAUUCAAAAGGAAGAAAAUGGAGAUUCACGAAAGUCGCCAAGUGCCUUGGGAAAGUUGUUGGACUUGUACGUCUCCUAAUGUUCAUGCGUGCGUGGGUAUGUGUUGUUUUUUGUAGCGAUCCUCUGAAUGACGACGUGCGAAAUUGCCGACGUCGACCAUUCUCUGGUUUUUUUCUUUCUUGUUGUAUGUCCCGAGCUAGUGAACAGCCUAUUAUUGGGGACCUUCGUUGAUUGUCGCAUGCGAGCAAACGUUACACGCCGUGAAAAGGAAAAGUCCCGAAGGGAUGUUCCUCGUGAUCCUUGCAUUGUGAAUGUGUCGCCUUGUGGGGAUUCAGAAGAUAUCUUCGAACCCCUUUCUUGGCGCGGCUGGUCGGAGAGUCGUUUCCUUUUGUAGGUAUUAUGAAGGAAGGAAGGGAAGAAGGUUUCGCGAAAUGUUUGGUGAUUUUUCCCCCGUUCUCGUUUUUUUUCCCUUUAUUAUUUGAGAGCUUCCAAGCUCGGUUUUCUUUUACUCUGCUUGUCAGUUGUACUUGAGGACUGUGUGACGGUGUUGAAGAUUGAGAGUGAUAAAAUAUCCCUCGAAGUUC
Notodromas monacha is the source of this 2135-nucleotide messenger RNA. The record is from the annotation of a GenBank genome assembly. NCBI's taxonomy places the organism in Eukaryota, Metazoa, Arthropoda, Ostracoda, Podocopida, Cyprididae.